Molecule: messenger RNA, 1158 nt
Organism: Parnassius apollo (apollo)
Lineage: Eukaryota; Metazoa; Arthropoda; Insecta; Lepidoptera; Papilionidae
Source: the annotation of a GenBank genome assembly
AUGCCGCAGUCAGUCAGGGAGGUUCAAGAGCACUGGAAAGAAUUUGCAUGUGGUGGAGGUUCUGCCUUUUGCAAUAUAUUGAUUAGCUAUCCACUGAAUAAGAUUAUAUUUAGACAGAUGAUGCAUGGAGUAGAAGCAACACUAGCCUUAAACCAAUUGCAGAAAGAAGGCUUGGGCUACUUAUAUCGUGGAAUGCUACCUCCACUACUGCAGAGGUCUUUGUCAAUGUCCCUUAUGUUUGGUGUAUAUGAUGAAUGUCUACAACCACUUUUGCAACAAAAAAUUAAUCCGUAUAUUGCCAAAUCUGUAGCUGGAGUUGUUGCCGGGUGUUUUGAGGCAACUCUGAUGCCAUUUGAAAGACUACAAACCCUGCUUAUUCAUCCUAAAUAUCAUAAAGAGUUUAAAAAUACUGCACAUGCAGCAAGUCAUAUUGCAAGGCAUUAUGAGUCACAACGACCUAAGUAUCGCGAAGACUACAGAUUCGAGAAAGCUUUUAAUUCCUUCUAUAAGCUGCACACUGCUACUGCGGAAUGGUCGAAAGCAUAUAUCCGUUGUGAAGCCGAAGGCUCUGAACUCAUGGUGCCCGAAACACUGGACGAAGCAGAUGCAAUGCCACUCCUCAUCGCCCCAACUCUUACAAACUAUGAUGGUGUCUACGUUGGCAUACAUGACUUGUAUUCAGAGAGAUGUUUUGUUACAUUAAAAGGUUGGAAACUGGGCAACAAUGGUUCUUGUUAUCUAACCCACACAGAGCCACAGACAUGGCAUGAGGCACAUGGCAGCUGCCUUUCUGCAGGCGGAUACCUUGCCAUACUAGACGACCGUGACGAAGCAGAGUACAUUCGUGAGCUAUUUAAGAAUGUAGACCAUGUGAAGACGCCAGGCGACUUCGCCUUCUUGGGAUUUAACGAUCUUUUUCAAAUGUAUCAUUUUAAGACUGUACAUGGUGAACGCAUAAACAAACUCCUCGACUGGGACUUGAAAUGCCCACAACUUGCUUCCAAUGAGACUAAAAGAGAACGUUGUGGUGGUAUCCGACGAAGCGGUCUCCUUGCUACUGAAAACUGUGAUAGUCCCGCAAUAUUUUUUUGCGAAAAACCCUCUAAAGGCGUUCACAAAUUUGGAGAUCUACGCCAAGGAAAGACAUAUUUACCAUAA